Molecule: messenger RNA, 2805 nt
Organism: Rana temporaria (common frog)
Lineage: Eukaryota; Metazoa; Chordata; Amphibia; Anura; Ranidae
Gene: RPGR
Product: retinitis pigmentosa GTPase regulator
Exons: 17
Coding region: 125-2281 (718 amino acids)
Source: RefSeq, a predicted model, not a curated record
GACUUACAGUUUGUUUACUUCCGCUCUCGGAUUCCUGGCGGAGAAAACGGUUGUGGACGGGUAAUGGCUGAAUGAGAGGACUGGAGGGGGGAGCAGCUGAGCUCCAGGCACCGGGAUCCCGGGCAUGGCCGCCGAGGAAGAGGAGAAUCUAGUGCCUGAUUCUGGUGCGAUAUUUACAUUUGGAAAAAGUAAAUUUGCGGAGAACUGUCCCAGCAAGUUUUGGUUAAAAAACAACAAGCCUGCAAACAUAUCAUGUGGAGAUGAACACUCCGUUUUGGUUACAGAAAAUGGCAAGCUGUAUGUGUUUGGCAGUAACAUGUAUGGACAGCUGGGUAUCGGCUCUGAAAAUGUCAUCAGCACACCAAGAUGUGUCAAAGCUUUAAGAUCGGAAAAAGUAAAACUUACUGCUUGUGGGAGAAAUCACACCUUGAUCUGUACAGUACAAGGAAAGGUCUACUCCUCUGGAUGGAACAGCGAAGGACAGCUGGGACUUGGUGACACGACGGAAAGGGCGAGCUUUCAUGAAAUCUCCUUCUUCAACUCUCAGUAUAAAAUCAAACAGCUGUCGGCUGGAUCCAAUACAUCAGCUGCCUUAACUGUGGAUGGGAAGCUUUUUAUGUGGGGUGAAAACUCAGAAGGUCAACUUGGCCUCGCUGAUGAAAAAACAGUCUGCAGUCCUCACCAAGUGGAUAUUGGAAAGCCGAUUUCUUAUGUGUCCUGCGGCUAUUACCACUCAGCAUUCGUUACACAGGAUGGAGAAUUGUACACUUUUGGGGAACCUGAAAAUGGGAAGCUUGGUCUGCUGCUGAGAAGCUCAACAAACAUCGACAACCACAACAUGUCCCUGAAUAUUUGGGAAGGUGAAGUUGGUUUCUUGUGGUGGAGGCACACCAUUGCAGUCACAGACACAGAAGUCUAUACAUUUGGUCUUGGUCAGUUUGGACAACUAGGGCAUGGCACUUUUAUUUUUGAAACGCCUACACCCAAAGUAGUGGAGGCUUUGAAGCCACAUAGAGUUCGAUUUGUUGCUUGCGGGGAAAACCACACUGCAGUAAUUACAGAUAAGGGCCUUCUUUAUACUUUUGGUGAUGGACGAUAUGGCAAGCUUGGAUUAGGAGAAGAGAAUUUCACUAAUCAGUUUUCACCUACAUUGUGUAGGAAUUUUCUGAAGUUCACCGUCCAGUCGGUGGCAUGUGGUGGUUGUCAUAUGCUUGUCUUUGCUAUACCCAGGCCUAAAGAAUCUGAAAUUGUCAUUGUUGAUGAUCUAAAAGAAAAUUAUUUAAUGGUAAAUGGAGAUACUAACAGAUCUACAACAUUGCAGAGAUCUCCCUCUGCACGUGUUAGACGAAGAGAAAAGAAACAAACACCCGAUCAGAUCCGUGAUCUGACUCGUACAUUACCACCGUUAAAAGGCAAUUUACUGGAAUCUUUCUUGCCUGUUUCGAGCAAAACUGUUCCACCAGGUCUUUUUAAAGUAAGACAAGCCAGUACUGAAUCAAGUGCCAACAACUCAUCAGCAGUGUCAAAGUCUGAGGGAAAUAGUCAUAAGGACUUGGUGAAAGGUUUUUCUGCAGAUGACUCUGAUAAUGUGAGCCAGCAAAGUUUUGGGGGUACAACAGAUAUUUUGAACAUGACCCAUGUCAUAAGCACAACAACUGGUGUCAGUACUUUUUCUCCAGUUCAGAAAAGAAAGGAGUAUAAACAUGAGUCUGAGGAAGAUGAAGAUGAGGAGGAGGAAGAGGAAGAAGAGGCAUUUGAUGAGGAGGAAGCUGAAGAAGAUGAUGAUGAGGAAGAGGUUGAAAAGAAUGAGAAGGAUAAUACAAUUAAAGAAAAUAAUGACUCUGUAUCAAAUAAGAGCAGAACAGAGUCACCAGUGAAGAUGCCAGAGGAGGUCACUAAAAUUACUGAGCAGACUGUUUCCAGCAACAAAACAGCCAGUGAACUGGAAAAUCCACAAGGUGUUAAUGAAGUUCAUUCUUCAGAAAAAGAUGUAACCAAAUCAACAUUGUUUGAGAAGACAAGACGGUUAUCACUAUUUAAAAGACGAUCUACAACAAGUCAGAAGUCCCUGCAAGGAAAUGGAGGCAUAGCUAAUUCUUCAAAAGAAAAUGGUCCUGAGAAGACCAAGCAAGCAGAAAAAACAAAUGGCAGCAAAGAUGAAAAUCAGAACACUAAGCAGGAAGAAGCUAAAGUUACUGAGCCGCCUCUUCAGGAAAACCCAGAAAAUAUCCAGAGCCUGCAAGACAAAAAAUCAAAAUCUGCCACCUGUGUACUCUUAUGAAGGCUACAUAUCUGCUUGUGUGUUCUGGCAAGAAAUUUUAAUCUUCAGGCUCCUCCGUUCAUGCUGUACAGUAGAAUAACAGCUGACUUACAACCAUAUUUCCUAAACAGUACAAGUCAGUGUUGGCCCAUCUUUCAGGAAGAGCACCUUUUCUAUGUGGUUAGGACCUAAUCAUUAAUUGCAGGCCAAUAAAGUUCAUGGUUCCUGUCAAACUGAUGUCUUGGGGGAACAUUCGUUUUUGUAUCGCACAAAGUAAUGGUAAAUAGUGAGUGGUGUAAAGACCCCAUUUAUUGUCCCUUGUUUGAAGAGGGGAGUGAGUUUCUUGCUUUACUACAGGAAGAAAUAGCCUCUUUAUUAAAAACAUUUAGUAACUCAGGAACUAUAGGAUGUAAGUGAAAAUUUUGUAAAGCAGAUUACAACAGAUUGCUACAAUCCAGCUUAUUUUCCACAAGUAAUAAUAGUAUUAAUGACAAUUUUGAUAUAUAUUUAUUUUUUUUCAUUAAAAUGAUCUUCGCAAAUGUUAA